GACAAGAAACACCAUAAACGUCAUGAAACUAUGUCAGUUACAGUAGUUUCUUAACAUUACACGUGGUUGAUGUAUUUGGGAAGAUAUGAAAUAACAUUUUUUUUUUGUUUCUGCAGUUUAUAUUUGUGUAUCACAUUUCAAUUUUACAUAUACUGCGUAUUUUAACCUUUUUCUCAUAACAUGUAUAAUAUUACAUGCAAAGUGUACAUUUAAUACAUUUCAACUCUCAGAAACAAAUGAUAUAGUGCCCUUUACAACCCUACCAGUUCAGCUACAGAGCAAUGCAGAAUGUUUGUAAUUCAUUGUGUGUGUGUAAGAAGGAGCCUCAUACUGAAUGUUUGUGUAAUGUAAAUGUACAGGCAGGCCACUUCUUCAUCAAGUGCCUCUCCAUCUCAGGCUGGGACGGAAAGACUGUUGGGCAAUUGGAAAUAGGGCCUACAAUGGUCAAUUGGUAUCAAAGCAUAUUAAAUAGGCAAUCUGUAGACUGAGUUAGGAAAAGGUAGGCCUACAGUUACAUUAUAUACAAGAAAAUAAGUUCUAUACAGUCUAUGGUUCUAAACGUCAAAGGAAAAAGGAAACUCAAGAUAGCGGUUCUACAAACUACAAUUCCCAUGAACCCCUUCAUUACAAACGCGCCUGCUCUCUGGAUUCCUCAAAACUUGAAUCAUCAGGCGGCGGGAAGUAAGGAAGAUGUGUGUUUUGUAGCAACUUUACCUAGUCGGUUACAACUUUUUACCUCAGUAUUUAAUAGGUGCGUUACAUAUUUUGCCGAUGUCUCCUGUGUGGCUCUUAUCCUGAACGACUGAAGCGGAAUAAUUUCUUACAUUAUAACUUAUUCAUUCAAAGUGUAACAUCCACGUCGAAGAAGAGGAUUCCUCUACACUGACCAGUAGGUAACUUACAGAAUGACUUCCAAAGGUUUGAAGAGGAAGUUCCCGGUAGAACCAGAGGAAAUAGGCCCAGCUUGGGAGCACCAGCGGCAAUCUGUGCUCGACAUUUCCAUUGAGAAGUUCCAGAGGGACCUCAGUAUGGUGGAACCCAGCCUGCGCCGCUCCGUGCUGAUCGCCAACACCCUGCGUCAGAUUCAGCUAGAGGAGCCGAUGCCGAGUCCGAAUGACACGGUGGUACCUCCCGUCGAACCGGUCAAGACCCGACCAGCUCCUGUCCAGCAAAGCAACUUCAGCCACCAGGGACCCGUCCAGUCCCUUCCCGCGGUAGCCUACUGCCCAACGUUGACUGAAAACCACGGAGAUGAGUGGAUGUCCACGUCUGCUGAGGAAGAAUUCUCCCUGUCCACGGCCAUCUCCUCCAUCCUGAAGGAGCUGGAUGGAGAUGGUUGCCAAGACAGCAGCCAGCCUUCUCUGUCUCCUCCACAGAGGAUGCCCCUGGGGUCCAUUGAAAAUCUCCCUGGAAGUUUGGACGCAGGACCCAGACACAGGCCUGGGUGGACAGGACAGAGAGGAGAGGAGUGUGGCAGACGUGUUGAAGGAAGUCCCCUGGGUAGUAUGGCUGUCACACGCCCAACAUAUCUACAUGAUGUUACUCUAGACAGCCUCUUCGUGGAUGUGGAUAUGUCUGUGUUUGACAGAGAGGUGAGUUCGCUCGGGGCGCGAGCCUUCUCCACAAUCGCCAACGAGGAGCUGGUGAAAUACCUGCCUUCACUCUCCGGGUCCCACUCCCCUACGCUCUCCAAUCAGGGCGUGAAAGACUUACACGAACUUGAGCACAUCAUGGAGAUACUAGUCGAGUCCUGAGAAAUGUUGUGCUAUAGAGAAGAAGAAGAAAAACGUACACACAAGUGGGGGGAAAUGUGUCCGGUAUUAUAGAGCCAUAGAUCAACACCUCAAUGACCAUAUCUGUACUUUUAUUUCUCUGUACAGUACACAAAGGGAACACUAAGGAACUAAUGCACUAUGGUUGAGUGCAGAGCAAAUGAAAUACUGCUGUGUUUUGUGAAUGUCCGGCUAGAUUUCUACUCAGAUGUUAGAAGUAUAUAAUGACAAUUUAUGAAACCUUACUGUAUGAAAAUAUUUUUGAAGGGUUACAACAAACUAUGAUUUUUUUUUUUUUUUUCCCUAUAAACCCAUUAUGAACUGCAAAGUUCGGAAAUAACACCUGGAGUCGUGGAGUCGGUUUUCCGUACAUGGAUUAAGCCUAGAUGUAGAUUAACUGAAAUUUUCCAUUGGGGAGGAAAAUAACUUUUAGUCUAGGACUUGGCUUGAUCCAUGUCGAGAGAAACUGUCUGCCGGCAUUUAGUUGGCAGUGUUAGGACAAAUGGCUCAUAAAUGAAGAGGUCAUUUGUAUACACUGAGGAGCGUAAAACACAAGUGUGUGUGCUGUGCUGUGCAGCUUCAGCAUCUCAGUGGUGGUGCUGUGUACAGAGGAAUGACAGCAGAGUUACUAACAUGGGGAAAUACAAUGCAAUUUAGAGCUUCCCAGUUUUAAAUGCCAAGUUUGAAAAAGAAGAUGGAGCUUAAAAUUGACAUUUUUGUUUUUCUAUUUUAGAAAUGUGAAAUAACAUAGCCAAUCCUUUGAUCACCUUCAGUGAAAGUUGUGCUGUGAAUUUUCCACCACUAGUCUUGUGUUAACCCUACCUCAAACAAAAUGGUGCCAUCAGAGUACUCCUUCUGGUCAUCCUAUUUCUGGUGUUUUUUUCUUUUCUUUUUGUUUACAAAACUUUGGUCACAACUGAAAGAACUCUUAACACCUCUUUUGAAGGUGGUAGAGGGUAGGAAUCUAGGUUGUAUGGGUCAAAGUAAUGAUUUUGAAUCACAGAAUCUUUGAAAUCUUUAUAUUAUUGUGUUCCUAUGUGUCAACUUAAAUGUUUGGUAUUCGAAUCUUGUGGUGGAGAGAUUGAAUACAAUAUACACUUGUUGUGGUAAGGGCCCUGUAUACAUAGUCUCUUUUACCUGUUAGCAUUUGAGCUGGAAAUAUUAGAGUUCUUCACAUUAGGCAAAAAUAGUCUUUUUUUUAUUUGCUUAUGUGUUGAAGCAUUCUUUCAUUCUAAAGAGUCAUCUAUUUGAUUUUACUAUUUAAAGUGAAUUUUGCCUUAUCCAUAUAUUUUGAUAUUUUUUGUGUUUUACGUUAUUGUAUUUUGUUAGUUUGAUACUUACUUAUUCCGUGUUGGCCUAUUAAUAAUGUACCUGUUUAUUUUUGAGUUUGGCUGUGAGGAUUUGCAAAUGCACUUUGCUCUGUGAUGUGACAAGAUUGGGGCUAUUUUAGAUUUUACAAAAAGAAAGAAGAAAAAGAAAGACAUUUUGUCCUUUAAAAUGCUUAUGAAUUGAUGGUUAAUUGAAUUGGGCUACAAUUACUUUAAUAUGUACUUGAAUUUAUAGUCUAAUUACUGAAAACUGUCACAGAAAGGAAAUGAGACUAUUUAUUUUUUUUAUACUACGAAGUUAACUUGGUUUACUGCGCAAGUAAAUUGUAAACUGUAAUCUGAUGUCGAGUCGCAUCUGUAAUACACGAUCACACUGCCGCUCAAAGAAGUAAACCAAUGUGAAUAUCCAGAGCUUGAGUGUAUAGCCCAGAAGUUACACUGUGUUUCUUGGUCGCUUACAGAUGGGCACUUCUAUGCUCGCAGCUGCCUUUGAGGGCUUAUACAAGCCAUCUUACUGAAUUAUGUCUAUGCAAUCAGUAGUGUUCUGUUUGUACCAUGUUCAUAAUAAAGUUUAUAAUGGACCAUA
Alosa sapidissima (American shad) is the source of this 3686-nucleotide messenger RNA. RefSeq names its product SERTA domain containing 3 (gene sertad3). The record is from RefSeq and is a predicted model, not a curated record. Gene Ontology annotation, molecular function: transcription regulator activity. The transcript has 2 exons. Lineage: Eukaryota; Metazoa; Chordata; Actinopteri; Clupeiformes; Clupeidae. Bases 906 to 1754 code for a protein of 282 amino acids. Gene Ontology annotation, cellular component: nucleus.